Messenger RNA from Paramisgurnus dabryanus, 834 nucleotides. RefSeq lists its product as uncharacterized. NCBI's taxonomy places the organism in Eukaryota, Metazoa, Chordata, Actinopteri, Cypriniformes, Cobitidae. The record is from RefSeq and is a predicted model, not a curated record.
UCCGCGCUGUUUACAAAAAUCAAAAUGACUGCAAACUGGAGUGAUGCUGAAACGAAAGCGCUUCUUCUUAUUCGAGCGGAUGAGGAGGUUUGUCGACAACUUAACGGAACAGUUAGUGACACCGUAACAUAUGAUAAAAUAACGAGACUUCUUAAAGAACAAGGUAUAAACCGAAGUAAAAGUCAGGUGAUUAGCAAACUUAAAACACUGAGGCUGAAGUUUCAGAAAGUACAUGACCAUCAUAAAAGAAGUGGAAACGGCAGGAUUUCGUGGGCGUAUUUUGAGCUGUGUCAGUCCGUUUGGGGUAACAGUCACUCUACAGAACCAGUGGCUUUAAGCAGUAGCCUGAACACCGAGGAGCCUCAAACUAGCUCCGCAGAGUCUGCAGAUCAUGCGAGUGGUGAAAUUAUGCAGCCUGACAUCGAGACGGACUGUGUGGCAGAAGAAGAGCAAAAAAGCUUUACAGAGUCUAUAACCACAAUGCUAGAGACAAUGGACAAAUCAUUCAGAGAACAAGAAGCUAUCCAUGUCCAAGAACAAAGGAGACGGGGCAACCCUAACGCGCGCGGCUCAUGGCUGCGUAGCAACGGUCGGUGGAAAUUGGGGGUAAUGGCUAUGUGGAGGGAAAUGAUGGAGUUUCAAGGGAACCUCCUAAGGGAAUGCAUGAAUCGUCCACCCCUUCCUACAUAUUUUCCACCUUAUUCAUCCCAUCAACAACAGUUCUCUUUCCCAGGUCCAAGCACUAGCUACAUGGCACCAUACUAUCCACCAGAAAAAGAGGCCUCACCCCAUCCUCAGUUUAGGUCUUCAUUCCUUGAUGAUUUGGAGGAGUAG